AUGCUACAGAUUAAUAUAAAAGUGAACGAUUCGUCGGCGAAAGGCAGCAUAUUCUUUUUCACCAUGAAGCUGAUCAUAUCAAUCUUCUGCUGCGGUUUCUUCAUUGCCAGCAGUUUAGGCUCAGCGAGCAGGAAGAAUAGCGACCAAGAAACUGGAAGAUUUGUCGCAACGCUUCAGUCUCCAGUUCCAGCGCCAGCCCCAGCACCGCAUGUGGUUUACAAAAUACCACCAUCAUAUUAUCCGCAUCCACAUCAACCACAACAAUGUUUUUGUCCACCGUCUCCACCAGGGCCGCCGGGUCUACCUGGUCCGCCAGGUCCUCCAGGAAGAUCAGGAUAUCCUGGCCAAAAAGGAGAUAAAGGAGAAAAGGGCGACAGAGGACACCUUGGUCCCCAAGGAGUACCAGGACCUCAGGGUCCUAUUGGACCGCCUGGCUAUCCAGGCAGCAAACCCUGGCCGUCACAUCCCCCUAUUUAUCCCCAUCCACCUCCUAUAAUAAUACCUUUUCCUAUUCAUUCGUCAAAAAAAGGACACCACCAUGGGGAUCACAAUGAUGGUCAGAAAGGAUAUCCAGGGCAUCCAGGGUAUCCGGGAUAUCCUGGUUAUCCAGGUCAUCCGGGCUAUCCAGCUCAUCCAGGACAUUAUCCUCAUCCAGACAAUCCUCACCCAGGACAUCAGCACCCAGGACACCAGCACCCAGGGCAUCAGCACCCAGGACAUCAUCACCCAGGACAUCAACACCCAGGAUACCAACAUCCUGGACAUUCACACCCAGGACAUUCCCACCCAACUCAUCCACAUCCAGGACAUCCACAUUCAGACCACACACAUCCAGGUCAUAAUUGGCAUCAAUGGGGACCUCCGCGAAAAUAUUCUACAGGGCUUUCCAUGGAAAACGAAGUGUUUCUGGAGCUUCCAGAAAACGAUAUAAAUACUUUUGAAAAUCUUAACGAUGAAAAUACCUUAAGCCAAAACGAAAUGAUGGCGCAAGCGACUUAUCUAACAGACCCCCUGUCCGAUAAAGGUGAAUCUAGUGAUAAUAUGUCUGAUACAGAUAACAUGAGUGCAGAAGAUAGUUCAGAAAUGAGCGAUCCAAGCACAAAUGAGCAUGGCAUUCAAAAAAACAAGCCAGCAACCACCGACAACGAUUUUAUUGAGGAUAAUAGCGUCGAAGAACGAAGCAGCAAAGGUCCAAUUAUCCUAGCCAUAAGCACCCCUCGCCAUCCAUUUCAAAUGUAUUCAUAUGAUAAGGAACAAAAUACAAAUUAACUAAAUCAA
Drosophila virilis is the source of this 1278-nucleotide messenger RNA. RefSeq lists its product as uncharacterized. Gene Ontology annotation, molecular function: extracellular matrix structural constituent conferring tensile strength. The record is from RefSeq and is a predicted model, not a curated record. Gene Ontology annotation, biological process: extracellular matrix organization. Lineage: Eukaryota; Metazoa; Arthropoda; Insecta; Diptera; Drosophilidae.